AUGGAGCAUCCCAAUGUUCCCGAAAAUGCUGAAAAUGAUCGAAUCAACUUCGAUUACUCCAUGCUAGCACCUGAAGAUCUCCUUGAUUUGUGCCUCGUCGGAUCUCUGUUGACCAACAAACCGACUGGCUUCAAUGCGAUGAAGGAUAAGCUCGUCCAACUUUGGCAAUCAGGAUAA
Lathyrus sativus (Indian pea) is the source of this 177-nucleotide messenger RNA. Lineage: Eukaryota; Viridiplantae; Streptophyta; Magnoliopsida; Fabales; Fabaceae. The record is from the annotation of a GenBank genome assembly.